This is a messenger RNA of Asterias rubens (European starfish), 1130 nucleotides long. RefSeq names its product kappa-type opioid receptor-like. Gene Ontology annotation, cellular component: membrane. Gene Ontology annotation, biological process: G protein-coupled receptor signaling pathway. The coding region runs from base 150 to 1130 and encodes 326 amino acids. The transcript has a single exon. The record is from RefSeq and is a predicted model, not a curated record. Gene Ontology annotation, molecular function: G protein-coupled receptor activity. NCBI's taxonomy places the organism in Eukaryota, Metazoa, Echinodermata, Asteroidea, Forcipulatida, Asteriidae.
UCGGAAGACACUAUAUUGACCAACUGCGCCUAUGCAGUGAUUUAUUAAGCAGUCUCUUGCAUCAUCACAUCUGCAGGUGAGCAACGGAAUUACUACACGAUAAUAAAAGCAAAGCCAUUUCCGGACUUUAACAGCUGAUUUUGAGAAAAAUGGAGGAAAUUCUUCCUUUGCGAAUCUACCAGACCAUCGUAGGUAUUCUUGGAAUCCUUGGCAAUGCUCUGGUCUGUUUUGUCAUCUUGAAAAUACCAGCCAUGCAAACCCGUACAAACACUUUCAUCUUCCACCAGGCAGUGAUUGAUUUCUUGGGUUCUACGAUGGCUCUCUUGAAUAGUGAAGUCAUGGUACCAGACCCCAUCCCUAGCAACGCUCUCGGAUGGUUCAUCUGUCAUGUCUGGUCUCCUUUCAUUCUUUUCUUCUUGUACGUGAUGUCUACGUUCAACCUGUUAGCGUUGACCAUGGAGCGGUACUUGGCCAUCGUUCACCCCUUCAAGCACCAGGCAGUACUCGCCGCAUGGCCUCGUCUCAAAGUCGGUUUAGCAUUAACAGUGUUUUGGGCUCUCGCGUUUGGCUUGAACAUCUACACUCUCGCACUUUUUCGAGAAGAAAACGGCCAAUGUGUUCCAAAUCUUAUUCCCGGAUCCAACAUCAUGGGGAUCAUAGUUAUACUUAUGCAAUACAUCUUACCCGUAGGAAUGAUGUUAUUCGCCUACAUUCGCAUCGGUAAGGAGAUGAAGCGGGGAGCGGCCCGUGUCGGCCCGGCACCAGCCGCACAUCUUCCCGGUGGAGCAAACGCACCAGACAUGGCCAAUUCCCUCCUCCGGGCCAGACGCAACACCUUCAAGAUGCUCCUGAUCGUUUUCAUCACAUUCGUGAUCUGCUGGACACCCAACCAGGUCAUCUUUCUUAUGUUUAAUCUUGGUUUUCAAUUGACACUGACAGAAUGGUUUUAUUAUCUCUCUGUUGCCAUGGUAGCUACUAACUCUUGCGUCAACCCUUUCAUUUACGCAUUGAAAUACCGUCAGUUUCGCAAAGGUCUACGUCGGAUCUUUUCCCGUGCUCGGGAACAGACCGAGAACUCCGGUACAGAACAAUCUCUGUCCUAUAAUGUAUCAAACCAAGUUAACACUUGA